Messenger RNA from Bactrocera dorsalis (oriental fruit fly), 2648 nucleotides. Its product is annotated as cuticle protein 8. NCBI's taxonomy places the organism in Eukaryota, Metazoa, Arthropoda, Insecta, Diptera, Tephritidae. The transcript has 3 exons. The coding region runs from base 197 to 601 and encodes 134 amino acids. Gene Ontology annotation, cellular component: extracellular matrix. The record is from RefSeq and is a predicted model, not a curated record.
GCAUCAGUUCAACGGUUUCUAGCGAACGAUUCGAAACGUUUCCAGCAAUUUCUUGCAAUUGGCGGUGUGAGCUCUUAAGAACGCGAAGUACUCCGUGUGUGUGUGUAGCUACGAUUCAAAUCGAUUAAACAAGAACGUUCGGGUUCGUUGCGUGCUCUUCUUUGUGAACGAAAAAAAGCAUUUCCUUCGAGUGAAAAUGAAGUACUUCAUUGCCAUUGCUCUCCUCAUCGCUGCCGCACAAGCAGUACCCGUGGAAUAUGGCCACUAUCCCGCACCGAUUUUAGCGCAUGCGCCAGUCUUGGCACACGCUGUGCAUGCUGAACCUGUUGCAUACCCGAAAUACUCUUUCAACUACGGCAUUAAGGAUCCACACACCGGCGAUAUCAAAUCGCAAGCCGAAGAGCGUGAUGGCGAUGUAGUCAAGGGUCAAUACUCGCUGGUCGAACCCGAUGGCUCAGUGCGUACCGUUGACUACACUGCCGAUGAUCAUAACGGUUUCAACGCUGUCGUGCACAAGACCGCACCGAAAUUGAUUGCCCACGCACCAGUGUUGGCACACGCACCCGUCUUGGCACCAGCACCACUGCUGCAUCAUUAUUAAAUGAGCUGAUGAAGGGCUAGAGAGCGUGUAAAGGAUUUUGGAGUUGGUUGCGUGAGAAAUGAGAUCGUUUUGUAUUGUUGAGCAAUUUGGAUGUGAUUGUAAAGCUGGCCGUGACACAUAUAUAAUUUAGGCGUGAAAAAAAGACGAUCUUACAAGUGAGGAAUGCCAACUUUUCAACUUCAAACGCUACUCAGCCUUGCAACACUCUUGCACAUACACUUACCCACUCACAUACUCAUUGACUCACUCAAACUAUUUACUCGUUACAUUUAGCGAGUAAUUGCAUUUAAAGAAUAAAAUACUUACUUGUAAUUAGCGAUUUUAGUACAACGAAACGAUCGCCGAGCAAUCAGCAGAAAAGGAUUCAUUCAAAAGAGAAAGAUAGCAAUAAGGAUGAUUAAAUGACGCAAAAGCCAGGAGAAUAGAACAAACAAAUGGAAAAAUACUUUGUCUCUCUCUGUCUCUCACUCUCUCACACUCACUCUUUGUAGCUUAACACAUGUUUAUCGUAUACAGUUAUAUUAUUUUUUUAUAUUAAACAGAUAAUUUUGUAGUUAUAGACGAACAAGAAGUUGAAGAAGGAGUAGUUGUAGUAAUAGUAGACGAAAAUGGAGAUCAUCGUUCAUAUUAUGUAAUGUAGGAUCGUGCUUUCUUACGCACAAAACAUACACUUGCUCUCUCUUACAUCACUUUCCAACUAUUAAUAUUUCUCUGAACACUUCUUUUCUUACUUAAAGUUUUCUCUUUUUGCAACUUAAGAAGUGAAGUCUAUAAUUUGGAGCAUUCGUUUUUCUACAAGAGAGCUUUAAGUAGCUUUACGCUCGAAAUUCUGUAAUUUUUUAAAUGAUUGAAGCUCAAGAGACAUUUCUGUUUAAAAAUAGUUGAAAAAGACCACUUUCUCUCUCAAAAGCUACCUAAAACGCAUUUAGUAUCUUUCAGUACUACUUUUGUAAAAUAUUUAUGCACUCUCUUGCAACUGUCUAGCGCUCUUUAGUUAAAAAAGUGGUUGUUUCGAGCUUUUUUCGGUUUAUAAUAUUACAGAAUUUUUUUAAAGUUGCCACAAUUGUGUAUAGGAUUUUGUGACUCAGAGAGCGCUAGGAAAAAGUGCCAUCAGCUAGGUUUUUGAAAAAAGCACUCAAAAUUUUUGAGUACAAUUUCGAAAACACUCAAAAUGUUUGAGUAUAUUUCUCACUAAGCAACUAGCGCAUGAGUAAACAAUCACUCUUCUGCUCUCUCUCUUGUGGAAAUCACGCUCUUAGCUAUAAACUUCACUUCAUAUUGUCAUGAAAAGCUAAGAAAAUCGAAAAAAAUCCUUUAAGUGCAAUUCAUUGCCAAUAUAUGGAGCCGGUCAUAGUGCAUUAAAAAUUUAAGUGCCUCUCGCACUCUCUAUGCCUCUACUCUCUCUCUCUCCUUUUCACACUAUCGACUCUCAUUAACCCAACACUUGUCCUCAAUCUUGUCAUUUGCAUUUAAUGAUAUCUUUUAUAUCAAUUUAAUGAAGGUAUCUUUAGCUUACUUAUACUUACUUACAUACUCUCAACGCUGUUUAUAGUUAUGUUUUAAAUCUAAUAUUUACAAUUUCGCCUGUGUCGUCAUUUUCGUGACUUUUAUGAAUAGCCUGUUUUCAAUUAUUCGUAUUUCUCUCUGCACUCUCUCAUACGUACUCUCUGAAAACACCUCACUCACACUCGAAUUCUCUCAACUUGUCGUACUCUCACAUUUUGUGUCAUUCAUAAGCGCUCUUUUGUAUUAUAUCGACAUGUGUUUUUUAUGUAUUUGUAUUUUAAUUGUGUUUUUUUAAUCUUAAAUUUAAUUAUAAUCAUUUAUGAAGCAAUGGAAACCAACACACAUUUUACAUAUGUACUUUAUGAAUUUUGUAUAUGUUUGCAUGAGUGUUUGUGACAGCUUUGUGGCCAUAACCAAGCGGCCGACAAUGUUCUCCGACUCCAACAACAACAAUACAUACAUUAUUGUGCUGUACCUACGUUAGUUUUGUGUUUUUUUUGUAUAAAAUGUCUGCAAUGUAAUUUAAUGUAAAAUAUUUUCA